Tigriopus californicus is the source of this 2163-nucleotide messenger RNA. Its product is annotated as ras-related protein Rab-23-like. NCBI's taxonomy places the organism in Eukaryota, Metazoa, Arthropoda, Copepoda, Harpacticoida, Harpacticidae. Gene Ontology annotation, molecular function: GTP binding; GTPase activity. The transcript is spliced from 4 exons. Bases 782 to 1933 code for a protein of 383 amino acids. The record is from RefSeq and is a predicted model, not a curated record.
UUCCAUUUACCUCCUUCUGUUGGCCAGACUUCUAAAAAAAAUUUGGCGGCAUCCGGGCUUUUGAUGUCCCGGAAAUACGAACACAACAGAUUCGGACAGUUUCCAAGGCAUCAAUCCUUAUUAAGAGAGCAUGUGCACCUAUCAAUUGAUAUACCAUCCAACUCCCCGCCCAUAAUUGACGACAAUCCGCUGCAUGCACUCUGUGCACCUGCAUUUCAUUGCAAGUCCCUCCUCAGGGCAAUAAAUCCUACAAUCUUGCUCAUUUCCACGUGUUCUUUGAUAGGGACUCUCGGUAGAUUCAAGUGCGCUUCUCUAGAUUCGAGUUCUUUGGCCAUUCGAGCGUUCUCUAGCGUUCCACGGGGCAGCAAACCUGAAACCAACGGGCUUAAUUCUUUCGUGCGCAGGAUUGUGGUAGGAGGAUCAACAGAGAGAGAGGGAGGGUUGGUUGGUUGGCUUGUCAGUUGAUGAUUGGAGUUGUCAGUGAUGAGAUCUCGCUUGUGCUACUUAUCGAACCGAGGUGUUGACGAUUUCUUAAAGUGACUUAAAAGGCCUAGAUUUGUGAGUGUGUGUGUAUGGGUGGGUGUGAGUGUGUUUGGCACGUUCGCAGCUGUGUCAAGCCAAGUUUUGGAGGCUUCUCCUUGUUCAGGAACAAGUAUAGGAGAAGAGAUGGUCAAAUGAGUGUGACCAAUAGAGUUUUCUAAACUUUUUCCCAUGACUUGCCGAUUUGAGUGUGGAGGUGCAAUUCAUAUGAGAAUCGACUCUUAAGUACGGAUCAGCCAUAAUGUAUAUCUCAGAUCUCUACGAGGAUGACCUGGAGAUUUCCAUCAAGGUGGUGAUUGUUGGGAAUGGAGCGGUCGGGAAAUCGUCCAUGAUCCAGCGCUAUUGUCGGGGCAUCUUCACCCAGAAUUACAAGAAGACCAUUGGGGUCGACUUUCUUGAGAAACACCUACGAGUAUCAGAUGAGGAGGUUCGCUUGAUGUUGUGGGACACAGCGGGUCAGGAGGAAUUCGAUGCCAUCACCAAGGCCUAUUAUCGUGGUGCCCAGGCUUGCGUGGUGGCCUUUUCAACGGUCGAUCGGGCCUCAUUUGAGGCCGUUCGGAAAUGGAAGAAGAAGGUCGAGGAUGAGUGUGGCCUCGUCCCGAUGGUGUUGGUUCAAAACAAAAUCGACUUGCUCCACGAAUCUCAAGUGACCGCGGCCGAAGUUGAGCACCUCGCCAAAGAGCUCCAAAUGCGCUUGUAUCGGACCUCUGUCAAGGAGGAUCUAAAUGUGAUGAAUGUGUUCCAACAUCUCGCCGAGAAUUAUGUCAGUCGGGUGAAGAAUUAUUCGGACCCGGUCCUCAACGAGACGUCCCUGGCAUUCUCCUCGCUGCAAAUCGGCGGCACCAAUCUGGGCAUGAGCACAGCCAACCCGUCGAGGGUCGGCCCACCCUAUGUCACCCCCAACAAGCAUAAUUAUCCUCAUCAUCAUCCUCACCAUCAGUAUCAGAAUAAUAAUAACAACAAAAACCCCCAUCACCACCAUCUCCACCAAAAUGCGAAUGGUAAUGGCUUUGUCAGACAAACGGGCUAUCCAAACACCACGAGUACCAAGAACAAUGUGAAUUACUCAAGAUCCAAACCACCCCGGUAUGCCAGUCCUCAAGGACGGAGUCCAACCUCGAUCGGCGGCAAUCUGAGCAGUGGCUUCCAAAAGCACAUCCUCCGACGGAAUAACGACGCCAACACAUUCCGAAACAACUACGCUCAUCAUGCCUAUCACUUCUCACCCCAAGACUAUUUGAACAACCCCAUGUUCGAUUCGCUCCAUCAGAACCGCCGCUAUUGGCCCUCGUCCGAGCGAACCAUCACGCUCCGACCUUUGGGAUCGCUGGCCAAGAAGAACGCACACAAGAAAGUGCCCAUGAUGAAUUUGAACUCUUGUAAGGUGCUCUGAACAUUCAAACAAAGAACCGUGACAACACUAGGCAUGUCAGUGUGUGAAUCAAACCAAGCUCCAGAUCGAUGCAAGGCCCAAACAAGCAACAAAUACUCCCAUAAGAAACCAAGUGAAUGAUGGCUCCUGUGUAAUAGCGGAUCUAGUCAAAGCUGAGCACAAGGAAACCCAAAGCAGAAAAUUGUAUCGCGUUAUGUACUAUUGUAAUAAAUCCCAUUGGUCAAUGCUAA